Messenger RNA from Trichogramma pretiosum, 5137 nucleotides. It is a transcript of the gene scat, whose product is annotated as vacuolar protein sorting-associated protein 54. Lineage: Eukaryota; Metazoa; Arthropoda; Insecta; Hymenoptera; Trichogrammatidae. The record is from RefSeq and is a predicted model, not a curated record. Gene Ontology annotation, cellular component: GARP complex. Gene Ontology annotation, biological process: Golgi to vacuole transport; retrograde transport, endosome to Golgi. Bases 559 to 3570 code for a protein of 1003 amino acids. Gene Ontology annotation, molecular function: syntaxin binding. The transcript is spliced from 12 exons.
ACAUAACGUGUGCAAAACACACACAUUACACAUCUAUACUCAUAUCGUGCAUGUGAACGCGUGUGUAUACAGACGUGUACUAUUAUACUCAUAGGCAGAGUUGCAUUCAAGCUGCACAUCGGGCUGCGCGCGGCCUUAUGCACGCUGCUGCACUGCAGUAUUAUUUGUACGCUGCGCUGUGCUGCUGCACUUCGAUGCCUAUUGUGCACAGGGGGGACUUUUGAGACAUUUUGACGCGUGUGUAUGUGUAUACAGUUGGCGUUUUAAAACUCAAACGCGAGACUGCUGCACAGAGUCCGCGCCAGCAGCAGUGGUGCGAUAUUAUUGUGCUUUUUUCUUACCUACACCACGUUAUAUGCUGCGCGAUAAUAUGACAGCAGCAGCGGCCAAGACUCCUCGGCUGUUUCGCGAUAAAACCGAGAACUCGUUAUUAUAGUGCGCGACGACUGUGUGUCAUGUGUGCUGUUGCUGCAGUUCUUCUCGGGAUUAUGAGCUGCUGCGCGUAACCACCAGCUGUCUGGCCCGGGUUUACGACGCUCCAACACGCCCCAGGAGAAAAUGGCAAAGAUCUUCGCUCCAGCAGAAGCCAAUUUACGUUCGAACUCCGACAGCCUUGCCAAUUACUCACUGCCCUGCGAGUACUGCGCUAACCUUACCUUUAAGCAUAUUCACGAUUUCAUCAGACACUUGAGAGAAAAGCAUUGCAGUCAGGAAGGUGGUUCCUUCGUCUGCCGUUAUGGUUACAACCAGGUCUGCUCCAGUUUGCCAGUCGAAGGUGUAUCCGACAAAGAUUAUAUAGCUCAUGCUGCUAAACACGCUGCUAAUAUGCAGCAACAGCAGCAGCUCAAAAAGAGUAAUGGCCAGAUGCUUGUGGCUACCUCCGGUGCUGCAUCUUCCACUGGUAGUGCCUCAACUUCUUGGUCAGUUUAUUCUGCUGCUCAAAAUUUACCCGCUGUUCUCAAUGAUCCCUACAAGGGUAAACAGAGUAAUUUUCUUACCAAAACCUGGGGUGAUUCUUUCAUUGAAAAAACAGAUAUACCUAAAAGCCUUUAUAUACCAGAAAUCAAUGAACAUCACUUUGAUUCUUACAGAAAAAGAAUCAUCAAAAGAUACGAUAAACAUCUGCGUUUAAAAGCUAACACAAAUUUGCCACCAAACACAUCUAUUGAAUUACUACAUCAUUUUCCUAAUCUUAGAAAAGUCAAAUCAUUAGGGUCUACAAACAAUGGACCUAUAGAUCAUUCUCAGUUUGACUUUAAUAGUAUUCCAAGAAUAUUUAUCAAUCCUCAUCUGGACCUAUCAAAAAGGCAAAACUUUGAUGAGGUGUUUCCUUUUUCAAAAGAAGGAUUACUUGGUGAUGGAAAAAAUAUUGUUUUUAAUGUUAAGCAGAUGCAAGAGAAGCUAACACAUUAUUUGGAUAUAGUAGAAGUAAGAAUAGCUGAGCAAGUAGCAUCAAAAUCUCAAGCAUUUUUUCAUGCAAUGACAUCACAUGAUGUUCUAAUGGAACAACUGACUGAAACUUUAACUGUUUUAAAAGCCUUACGUCAAAAUAUACAUAGUAUAGAUAAUAAUAUUGUAAAGAGCUCUUUACAUGUAUUCAAGCUGGAAAGAGCCAGGUCUAAUCAUCUUUUGGUGCUAGAAAAAUUGAAACUCAUUGCGACAGUACAUCAAAGUCAACCUAUGAUACAAUCAUUAUUAUCAACACCUGACUAUGUUGCUGCCUUAGAUGUUAUAUCAACUACACAAGAAAUACUAGCUCAAGAAUUAAAAGGAAUUUAUGGGUUUAGACACUUGAGUUCUCAAUUAACAGAGAUGGAAAAAGUUAUUAACAAAAUGUUGCAUACUGAAUUUGAAAGAUAUGCGACAGCGGAUCUGAAUAGACCAUUGAACGGAGAUUUUACCGUUUUAGAUGGGGAUAAAUUGGUAUCAAUUAUCUCCGGCCUAUUACGACAAAAACAUUUUCAAUUUAUUGAUAGUUAUAAGGAAGAAGCAAUGACGACAGUGAGAGCAAUUACCAAACAGCGUAUAAUAGAGGCAUUGGCCGACAGCGAUUGCUGUAGUGAUCAACAAGCAGCAGCACUUGAAGUCGGCGGUCUUUCUCUAACUGAGAGACUUAAACUUUUAGACAAUUCAAUACAGGCCUUGACUUCCCUUCUAUACCGCAUUAAGGCUGUCCAUAAUGUGAUGAAAGAUACAGCAAAUUCGGCAGCUUGUAAAUCAUCGACCGAUAGACCCAAUGAAUCGAUGAUGGAUCGACUUUUAACAGACGACGAUCACGAACGAGUUAUAACAAAAUUGAAUGAUAUGCUCGCAUCUUUGUGCGAUUAUUGUCACGAAAGAUUGGGUAAUUUAGUUUCUGCUAGUCCGAAUGAAAAUGAAAAAGAAAAGCUGUCAAAUGACACGAAUAGUUCUUCCAAUAAAUCUGCUGAAAAAGACGUAGCAGCAUCUGCAACUGAAAAUUUUAGUGAUAACAAUAAAUCAUGGUUGAGUGAUAGAGCAACAAUGAAUCAAGUAUGUAAAUUAGCUAAUUUAGUGGAAAAAUUCACAGAAACUUGUGAAACUUUGUGUGGUAAGCAGUGCCUAGCAUUGCGAUCUGCUUUUAAGGCACAAGCAAGUAAAUUUGUGCAGAAAUUCCAUUCUGAGAGGAAAAUUAAAUUAAGUCACGUUCUCGACUCAGAAAGAUGGAAACAAGCCGAAGUGCCUCCAGAGUUUCAAGCUUUGAUAACUUAUAUACACCAAAAUGAAUCUUUUCCUUACGAACUAUCGCAAACUAAUGUCAUUAGAACUAACAAAAUUGAAAAUUUCAUGUACGUCGGAAACGAAAAAUUUGCCAUCGUUGGAACAGUUUUGUUACUGAUUCAAAUCAUUCAUGAGUACUGCAGAACGGCGAGUGAAUUGACAGCCUUGUCGGGAAUGUUGGGAAGAAAUUUGGCUGAGAUACUGCGGCAUUACAACUCUCGUUGUUGCCAACUUGUAUUAUACGCUGGAGCUAUGCAAGUCGCUGGUCUUAAAACUAUCACUAGUACGAUAUUGGUCUUGGCUGGACGAAGUUUAAAAUUAAUUUUGUGGAUUAUGCCUUAUGUGAAGGCUCACUUUCAAGCUUUAGCAGAGCAUCAACCAAACGUUCCAGGCAUGCCUCAUGCUAAUGGAGUUUCACUGCUGGAUACUGUAGAAAGAGAUAUACGUUCUCACAUCCAAGAAAUCGAGGGUAAAAUUUUAACGAUAGUGGAUAGCUUAUUAGCUGGACAGAUAUCAACGUGGACUGGGAAGCCUCCGGUUCCAUCACAAUCGUUUAGAAAUAUAUCUAAACACCUGACGAAACUCUUCGAGGCUGUUUCGAGUAUUCUACCAGCUGAGGAGGUGCAAUCGCUUUAUCGAAUGGUCAACAAAGCUUUCAAAGAAAAAUUGCGUGAGCAGCUGCUAAAAAAAAAUAUUACGAACGAUGGUGGUCCUCAACAUGGUGUUGUGACUUCGGAGCUAACGUUUUAUCUCGAGACGUUGCGAAAUCUCAAAGUUCUGCCGGUCGAAGAAUUGAAUAACAACUGUCUGAACGAUGUGUGGACAAAAUAACACGCAGAGUUAGUGGUUUACUGUGCAAUGAGUUCAAUGAAGGCUCGAUCGGUCAGAUGACUGCAAUUGUAUAUAUCAUAGAGCCUUAUCAAGUGUGAAAAAAAUUGUACAAAAAAGUGAAUUUUAAAUUCAAUUUGCUAAUGUAUAUAGUGUAAUGAUGGUAUGCUCAAAAGUUUUCAAAGUUCUGAAGUAGUGUAAUAAGAUUGAAUGCGGACACGCGAGAAAAAAAUAAUGCAUAAGGAGUAUAAGUAUUGAUAGUUGGACCAAGAAUGGCUGCUUUAAUUGAUUCUCAAGCAUGUUGAUAUUGUUGAGAAUUAUUCACUGCCAUUGAAAUCUCACGAUUUUUUAUUGAUUAUUUUAGCUGCAAUAUUUAGCAUGUACGUUAUAAUUUUUGUCCAUUACUUUAAUUCUACGCAUACAAGUGAGAAUGAGGCGGUAGGGUGAUUUUAAAGCUUUCUCUAGUCUGCGCUGUAAAAAUUUACUUUUAAAAAUUAGCGAAACAUGCAGAUGUAAUAAUAAAAGUGCUAUUGAAGAAAAUUCGCAAGAUGCGUGGCAAUCAACCGAGAUCUGCCUUUACUUAAAUAGCAAGUAAACAUUGAUUUUUACAAAACAUCACAACCGACGGAUUCAUCACAAAGACUGAUAACUUCUAAAUGCAGUGUGCAGUGCUUAUUUAUCAAAACCGCUCCAUCGAAUUGAAAACAAAACGAACGAAUGAUCGUUGUUGCUAUGCAUCAAAUUAUGAUUCCGUUUUUUAUUGUAAUAAUAUUAAGCACCGCACGCGAUUUGUUAAAUCAAUUUUCAAGUAUUUUUCACCUUGGUAUCCGAAUUGUUUCGAAUUCUCUCACGCAAUGAAAAAUUCUAGUCCAGUGUAAUCCACGUGCAUUAAGAUUUAUUCAAUCUCAUCGAAAUUUGUAAAAUCUUUGAGCUGUAUAAUAAUUUUAUUGUAGAUAAUGGAGGAAAUGUGUCUGUGUGUGUAUCCUCGAAGCACCAUUGCAAUUCCAAUUUCGAGGAUUCACGAUGAUUUGUAAAUUACGCAUAGCGAGUAGAUGUAUUCAACGAACGUCGUCGCCAUGACGAUGACAUUUCAAAACACGCGCGCGCGUCUAGUGAUAUUAUACAGUGUUAUAUAGACAACAGUCACUUCGGUAUAUUAGUACAGUGUAGAUAUUUUUCAUCGCGCACACACACUUUUGUUAUGUUAUUUACGGACGACCGAAAAUGACAGGCAAAGCGGCGUAAGUAUUUCGAAUGCGCGACUUAUGUGAACCGAGAGGCAUUUUGAAAGUGUCCAAGUAGUACCUACGCAAAGAUAUUAUUUCAAUGUUGUAUACAUAUGUAGAGUUAUUACUAUAUUGUAAAAAAAAAUAAUAGAAGUUUUAUUGCAUCGGGGCUUUCGUUCUCAGAUAAUAUUAUACAUUUUCAUUCUCUUUCACUUUGUUAGAAAAAAUUGGAAAUUAUCAUUCCACUAAUUUGACUAAUGCUGUGCGACGAACGAAUGAAUAAAUAAUUAAUAUCUGUGAAAAUUCUCUCUGUUUUUAUUCUCGUACGAUAUCCCAUCGAUAUU